CUCAAAAACGUCACGCGGAUUCUGUUAUAAAGUCCACCACAAUAGAUCGCCGGGGCAUUUGUUUCCAUAUAGAUGCUUGGCAGCAGCUUUGGAGAGAAAGAAAGGCACGCAAGAGGAGACAGAUCGGAAAGAUGUUUUACUCAGGGCUCCUAACAGACAGAAAGGAUGUGGACCUGAGGGAAGCUGCAUCUCUCCGACAACAGAGGAGAAUGAAGCAGGCAGUGCAGUUUAACCACAAGGACUCGGCUGACCUGCUACCAUUAGAUGGGCUGAAAAAGCUGGGGACUUCAAAAGACACCCAACCACACAACAUCCUCCAGAGACGGUUGAUGGAGACAAACAUGUCCAGGUUGCGCCACAACCGGGGCAGCUGCUCUCAGAAGAACGAACUCUCACUCCAGACAAAUAAACUGAAUCAAAUGAAACUGGAUGGCCCAAAGAAAACAGAGCAAGAAGACCUCAUCCUGGUGUGUUGCCAGUGCGCUGGGAAGGAACUGGAAGUUGUGGUUGAUACUGGAUGUCAGAGCAAUAUCAUAUCAUCUGCAUGUGUCGAGCGACUAGGAUUAAAGGAGCACAUGAAACCCUAUAAGCCCGAAGGUGAGAAGAUUUCAUUGCCACACAGUAUGAAAGUGAUUGGCCACAUAGAACACCUGGUUCUUACCAUGGGGACUAUUCACGUGGACUGUUCAGCAAUUGUGGCAGAAGAUAAUGAUAAAAACUUCUCCCUGGGGUUACAGACACUGAAAUCUUUGAAGUGUGUGAUAAACCUUGAAAAGUAUCACUUGAUCUUGGGGAAGACAGACAGGGUAGAAAUUCCUUUUGUCAUUAAUGCCUCUGCACACGAAGAGAACACUUCUGAGGCCUGAAGAGAAUGCACUGCUGGCUUCAGAGAAUAAAGCUUUGUGGUUGAAAGGAGAGUCGGCAAUACUGAUAACCCCACCUUGCUAGACUGUAGCUAGCUUGUAGCUAAAUGAAGGAAGGAGUCUAGGGCAACUUCAGGCAUUCACUCACCAUGCCAAGAGUGUGGACAGUGGACUUCUAAAAGCACAUCUGAGUCCACUCUUAAAAAUGAUGUCCUCUUUAUGGUCAUCUAAAUAUGAAAAUGUUUCUUUUACAUCUUUUUUGUUAUGAAUGGAUUAUUGAAAUGAAUUGCCUCUUGUGAGACUGAAAAAGACAAUUUUUAUAACUUUUGAACUAAUUGUAUUUAGCUGCAAUGAGAGGCUGUGAGAAUCAGAUUUUUAGAAUUAUUUUUAAACAGAGAAUGAUUAAUAAUUGGACAUGAUUGGGUUCAAACCAGAGCUUAUUUACAAUUAAAUAAGUUCAUCCAAAUGCUCACGUAAGUUGAAGAGAAUAUAUUUUUUUCAAGGGUACUGAAGGUGGUAUGAUGGAACUAUUGUUGCUUGUAUUAUUAGAUAUUUUCCAAAUUUCAAUAUCUCAGAAAAUGUUGUUCUUAAUUUCUCAUUAUGAAAUACUGAUAUCAACAGUAAGAAGGUGGAGCACAAUUUAAAUCUAUAUAAUACUCAGCUUUUCAUAAUAGCAUAAGUAACUGGAUUUCCAAAUUUUAAACAAAUUAUCUAGAACCACAGUGUAGCAUACAUAAGAAUUUUAAUCUCUACUUGUUCCGCAUUAAUAUUUUAGUUUAUUUUCUUCAAAUUUUGUUGCAUAAUUUUCUCAGUUGUGAUUGUUUUAAAUUGUAUCUGUGAGCCUUUUAUUAGCCCAUAACUUCUGGCAAAAAUAUAUUAUCAGUAGACAUGGACAGACCUCUAAAUAGUUACCAACAUUUUGGCAUAAUAAUUUUCAUCACUCCUUAAGGCUGGUUAUGAGAUAAUUUUGGGAAAAAAACAUUUCAUUCUUGGUUUAAAUAUGUAUUCAUCAUCUUAAUGCCCAGAUACUUGUUGCCUUUGUAUCUCCAAGGCAUUCUACAAUAUAUAUAUUACUAGAAUUUCAGGUGUAUUUACCUUUAUCUUGUAAGCAGCAAACUCACCAAAUAAUCUAAAAACAUUGAGUUCUGGACGGACUGAUUCUUCAGCAUGGUUAUUGUUUUAUAGUAUAAAACCAGAUUGAGAAAUGAGAGAAUGAGUGUACUGUAUAUAAAAAUACACUGUGGGAAACAAUGUUGCUAUGGCAGCCCCUUCCAUUUUCUCUAAAAAAAAUGAAUAUCCGUGUCCUGUCAUACUCCCUUUGGGGUCAUUCUCACUAAUGGCAUGACUGCUUGAUUCCCAAGAAGAGCAAUUAUCACUCAAUAUUAUCCACCGAACAGGGAAUUUUAACACUUACCACCAGAGACAAUAUUACAGUAAUGAUAUAUAUUCAAGCAGGCUCUCCACUGUUCUAAACAUCAUAUGAUAAGCCACAGGGAAAGACAGAACCACUUCCUCCUUGCUCCUGGGACAGCACCUUGUUUCUUUUAUUCCCUUAGAGCAGGGCAGUCCAACACAUGGCCCAGGGGCCGUAUGUGACCCUUGAGGCCUUUUUUGGUGGCUCUCAGCAAUAUUUGAUGACCUGCCUCAGCCAUUGCGCUGCCCUUGCAAAGCUGGCUAAGCAAGGCACUGAGCUUGGGGAGAGAGGCAUGAAGACUCCCCCAGCCUCCUUCCCAAAGCCUAGAGCUAGGAGGGCUCUAGGUAUCUUUCAGAGCCUCAUGGUGCCUCCCCAAAGUCCACCUCACUUAGCCAGCUUUGGGAAAGCAGUGUGAGGGCUGGGGGAGCCUCAGAUUUUGGCCAGGCUCCCCCUCCCUGCACAUGCGUGACAAGGCAGUGUGCAGCCCAUGGGCUCCAUGUUGAAUCACUCUUGCAGCCCACUUGGAAUGAAAAGUUGGACUACUCGGCCACAGAGUCUCAUAAGUCAAUAAUGCUGUAUGCUAUGACACACUCUUCAGCGAACUAUCUGGUUUUCUCCAUUAGGCUGAUAAUGCCACAGACAAUUCCUGUCCUAUAACUUCUUGGCACUGCUUUCUAUAAUGGUCUUGAGCUUUUUGCUACCAGCAAUAGGUAUUCUUCAAUUGGUUCUGGGUGAUACGUUUAGUUGUGCAAAUUUACUCAAAAAUAAGUGUGUUGUGGCCGCAGUGUGGAUUAACAACAUGUGUAGCACAUAAUUGUCUGAUUGUUUCAACAUGCAGUUCAACUUGCACUAGCAGCUACGUUACAAAUGUGUUGAGCUGCAAACUGAAGUGUGCUCAAGCAAUCGUAAAACUUAUAUAGUAUGUGCUCAAGUCUGCAUAUAUCUGCUUAACCCAUAUUCACAACAGGCUAGGGUGGUCAUACUUGUGUACCAAUCCAUAUAAACAAAAAUAGCAAGCAAUAUAUACAGGAAAAUGAUCUUACACACAUGCACUCUCUUCCUUCCUGAGAACAUGGGGAGCUGUUUUGUAAAUAGACACCCCUCUCCCUUGCUCCUUGUUCAAGCUAUUUUCUCUAAGCUUCUGUCCAUAGUACACCUCAAGCCACCAUACCAAGCUCCCAUAUAUGGAGCUGUAUGGUUAGCUAUACGACUAUAUGAUUAGCAUCACAGAUGUGCUUCUAAUUACACCAGUUAAUUAAAUGCUUUGCAGGAAAGAAGCUUUGGUAGACUUGGGUGUGGGUGGGUGUUGUCAAACCAACAGGAUGCAAUACACACUUUAGACACAACAGAUCCCUUUUAAAACUUAUCUAGUAGACUUUGUACUGAGUAUGCACUUACAUUUUGAAGAACCCUAAUUAAAUUCAAUGGAAAUAAGUACUGGCAUUGAAUAAAAAGGGGUAGAGAACCAACGCUUUUAGGCUAGCGUUAGUUUUCAAUAUUUGAUCUGGUUUGGUCAUUCUGGCAGUGACCACAAAGAAUAUGCAAUGGCUACAACAUCUUUAGCACUCCCAAACUAGUAUAUAUAUUUUAAUAAUUUGUGGUUUGGCUUUUUGCAAUGGGUUUGAUAACAUCCAUGUACAGCGCUGGUGUUGCUCACAGAUUUGAAGUAUAAGUGUUUGGAUAUAUUUUUAUCUUUCUGUGCAUCAUUGCCCUCAAUACUUAUAUAUCUAUAUUUACAAAACAAAACUUUUAUGUGUUUGCGAGGUGAACUGCACUGUGUGUAUACCUGCCAACAUGUAGUUGAAAAAUAAAAUAUAUUUGUCUAUGCUACUUAUGUGGCAUUUGGCUACUUUAGUGUUUAUUACUGUGAUGAUUAUGAAAAUAAAUAAAAUGUAAAACUUC
This is a messenger RNA of Podarcis raffonei (Aeolian wall lizard), 4179 nucleotides long. It is a transcript of the gene NRIP3, whose product is annotated as nuclear receptor interacting protein 3. The record is from RefSeq and is a predicted model, not a curated record. Gene Ontology annotation, biological process: proteolysis. The transcript has 7 exons. Lineage: Eukaryota; Metazoa; Chordata; Lepidosauria; Squamata; Lacertidae. Gene Ontology annotation, molecular function: aspartic-type endopeptidase activity. Bases 132 to 866 code for a protein of 244 amino acids.